This is a messenger RNA of Rhipicephalus sanguineus (brown dog tick), 1266 nucleotides long. RefSeq lists its product as uncharacterized. The transcript is spliced from 8 exons. Bases 1 to 1266 code for a protein of 421 amino acids. The record is from RefSeq and is a predicted model, not a curated record. NCBI's taxonomy places the organism in Eukaryota, Metazoa, Arthropoda, Arachnida, Ixodida, Ixodidae.
AUGGUUGCCACGAGAAGCCACCAAGUGCCUGCGCCCGCGAUCACACUGAAACCACGCAACCCGCUCCCCGCGCAUGCUUGGCAGACGGCAGACGACAACGCGACCAGCAGACGACAAAUAUGUCGGUCGCGGACAUCGACGGUGUCCAGACUGAAAUUUUUUCCCAUCGUGGACGAGUUUGGAGUUAUCGUCUUUGACGGCGACGCCGAACUCUACACUACCACAGAUGGGAGACAACUGCGGGUAGUUUGUACGUCGGGUCGUCUUGCCAAUGCUGACCCGACAAACGAGCAUGUCAUGCAGGCUAUGCCUACAACGCAGACAACACCGCCAAACCAUGCUGAGCCGACGACGCAAGCGUCCGCUGCCGCUGCCGCUGCGCUUUCUCCGGGUCGUGCGCGUCGCGACGACUCGGAAGAAGCUCUAUGGAGCGGUCGGAGGACUAGAUUUUUUGUUGAAAAAUAUAAGGAGAAUUUCACAAACAUCGGCAAGAAAGGAGGACUGAGGAACAAAAAGCAGCUGUUCCUAUACUUGACGGAUGCCCUGAAUGAGGAGUUCGAGUGCUCGUUGAGUGUGCUCCAAGUGACAAAUAAGUGGAAAUCACUUGAAAGGGCUCACAAAAGAACCCGAGAAAACAAUCGGAAGUCCGGCAGCGGAACUUUGGAGUGUAGGUUUGAAGAAGAGAUGGCAGACAUCAUGGAUAAACAACACCAUGUUAGCCCAAUCAUGACUUACACACAGGGGCGCAAAAUGGUCCGAGAGGACAAGGAAACAGAACCAGAGGCUCGAGUGCAAGCUGCAGCCCCAGCCAGCCAGGAGUCUAGUGCUGCGGAAAAGAAGUGCAGAAGCGUAAGGCGAAAGAUCCGCCUUUGGUGCAGCUGCUGCAGAAGCUCGAAGAGAUUGAAAAAAGCAGGGCUGCUCGACACAGAGAAAAUGGCCCUGCUGGAACGUUUUGUGACAGCGUGCCAGGAGCUGUCACCAGUAGGAAGAAACAGCAUAGACGAACAGAUGAUCCAUUUUAUUGGUCGCGUCGCUGCAAAGCAGUUCGUGAAAAACAAGCCGAACCCGGAAGGCAUCAAGCUGUUUAUCAGAUGCAGCUCUGAUGGUGUCACUCAUGAUUUUGAGCUGUAUCAAGGAAAAGGCACCGGGUUUCAGAAACAGGUCCUGCGGCAGAUGCAGGUGAUGCGGCUUAUCAAGGAACAGGUGCAUGGCCGCUUAGACCAUGCUCAGCCAACACAAAGGUGUCCAGAGACACCUUUGUGUUGA